AUGUCGACCGCCGAGCUCGCCAGCGCGUACGCCGCUCUCAUCCUUGCCGACGAUGGCAUUGAUAUCACUGCCGACAAGCUGAACACCCUGAUCAAGGCCGCCGGUGUCCCCGACGUCGAGCCCAUCUGGGCCACUCUCUUCGCUAAGGCUCUCGAGGGCAAGGAUGUGAAGGACAUGCUCCUGAACGUCGGCUCUGGAGGUGGUGCCGCAGCCGCCCCUGCUGCUGGUGGUGCUCCCGCAGCUGGUGGUGCCGCCGAGGCUGCCCCAGCUGAGGAGGAAAAGAAAGAAGAGGAGAAGGAGGAGUCGGACGAAGACAUGGGCUUCGGUCUCUUCGACUAA
Molecule: messenger RNA, 339 nt
Organism: Capronia coronata CBS 617.96
Lineage: Eukaryota; Fungi; Ascomycota; Eurotiomycetes; Chaetothyriales; Herpotrichiellaceae
Product: large subunit ribosomal protein LP1
Exons: 3
Coding region: 1-339 (112 amino acids)
Biological process (GO): cytoplasmic translation; translational elongation
Cellular component (GO): cytosolic large ribosomal subunit; ribosome
Molecular function (GO): structural constituent of ribosome; protein kinase activator activity; ribonucleoprotein complex binding
Source: RefSeq, a predicted model, not a curated record